Gossypium arboreum is the source of this 1309-nucleotide messenger RNA. RefSeq names its product PLASMODESMATA CALLOSE-BINDING PROTEIN 3. The record is from RefSeq and is a predicted model, not a curated record. The transcript has 4 exons. The coding region runs from base 364 to 1083 and encodes 239 amino acids. NCBI's taxonomy places the organism in Eukaryota, Viridiplantae, Streptophyta, Magnoliopsida, Malvales, Malvaceae.
CGUUGCACAGUUUGCCAUGACACUUUAAAAGAACAUAAAGCAAAAGAAAGUGAGAAACAUUUGAGAGAUUUUUACAAAUUCAUUUGUAUGUGUCUACCUAUGCCAAGUAAUUAGUAUAUGUUUUCAUAAACACUUGUUUUAAGAUAACUUACUGUAAUAAAAAGGGUUCUAUAUAUCAGAUACAGACACUCACCAUCACCAGUCACACUACCCACCGUCAUUCUUUUUUGUUUCUUAUCUUGUUGUUGGUCUGGAAAUCUCUCCACUCUCUCUUUUUGCUUCCAAGUUUUGCUGCUAACAGUAUAUCUUUGAAAGUCAGUUGAUAUUACAAUUAUUCCCUUCCCAAACCUUGCAUCAUCAAUCAUGGUUCCUUUCAUUUAUGUUGUUCUUUUCUUAGCCAUGUCUGGCCAUUCAAGUGCCAACUAUUGCUUAUGUAAAGAUGGAGUGAAUGAGCAAACACUUCAGAAAACCCUGGAUUAUGCUUGUGGAGCAGGAGCUGAUUGUACUCCAAUUAAUCAAAAUGGUCCUUGUUAUAAUCCCAACACUGUGAAAGAUCACUGCAAUUAUGCAGUCAAUAGCUAUUUCCAAAAGAAAGGUCAAGCUCAAGGAAGCUGUGAUUUUUCAGGCACUGCUACUGUUAGCGUUAAUCCUCCUUCAAAUAUUCCCUCUACUUGCAGUUUUCCUUCCAGUGGCACAAGCACAACACCAUCCACAGGGACUCCGACAACUCCGAGUACAGGGACUCCGACAACUCCGACUACAGGGACUCCAACAACACCUACCACGGGGACUCCUACCACAACACCAACCACAGGGACUCCUACCACACCAACAACGGGGACACCGACAACAGGGACAAGCACGGGGAUUCCUUCCACGACACCCACCACGGGGACAACCACCGGCACAACCACCGGGUCUCCAACGGUGUUUGGUGGUGGCACCACCUCACUUGGUCCGUCGGGAACAACCACCGGCAUCAAUGAUCCAAGUCAUGCUGUGCCUCUCUUCACGAGCACCAGCAACAACAUUCUCUUCAGCCUUGCUGUCACACUUUGGAUUCUGGCAUACUAUUGGGCUUGAAAAGGUUUUAACAUUCAUGCACUUCGACAUUCAUGCAUGCAUGUAUGUAUGUAUUUAUGUAUGUAGUGAUCAUUUUAGUAGUAGAGGUAAAAAAGAUGCGUUUUUGGGCAUGACCAGUAAUAUUAAUAUUUAAUUAAGCUAUGGAUGUAGUGAUCAUUUUAGCUUUUUUUUCUUCCCUUUUUGUUUGAUCUUUCUUUACCUGCCUUUAUGAAAAAGAGUUUUGGAA